Mucor velutinosus is the source of this 8874-nucleotide messenger RNA. RefSeq lists its product as uncharacterized. Gene Ontology annotation, molecular function: ATP binding; protein serine/threonine kinase activity. The transcript has 6 exons. The record is from RefSeq and is a predicted model, not a curated record. Gene Ontology annotation, biological process: peptidyl-serine phosphorylation; phosphorelay signal transduction system. NCBI's taxonomy places the organism in Eukaryota, Fungi, Mucoromycota, Mucoromycetes, Mucorales, Mucoraceae. The coding region runs from base 1 to 8874 and encodes 2957 amino acids. Gene Ontology annotation, cellular component: cytoplasm; nucleus.
AUGGAGCCCUUUGAUGAAUGCAACUUUAAGCCUCAAGUAGAGCCGCCCAAGGACGAAAUAAAAGUAACUAAUGUACCAGAAUCGAUUCCAUUACUACAAUCAUCUGAAAGGGCGAAUGCAGCGCCUGUCACUGUGAGCGCUAUAACAACUGCCGCAGAGAUGAUAGCACCACCACCUCCGUCUACCUCCUGCGCCAAGCUCAAAAGCGUUCCUAUUCCACAACCUCUCAUUUUGAAAAGACGCACCAGCAGAUCCUCCAUCUCCUCUACAGAUGAGCAUCAUGAUCCAUCCAGGCUAAAUGCCACUCCUGUGCAAACACAUUUCUUUGCUGCUGCCAACGAGAAUAAUUAUCCUACUUCACCCACAGGCUCUAUUUCAGGAGGAGAUUUAUCGUAUCGAAGAUCAUUUGUAACAACAGCAACAGCAGACGUCGAUUAUGGCAGUAGUCCAGGAAGCGAAUCCAACGAUAUACCCCAAAGCUCCAUUAUUUAUCAGCAUCCACAAGCAGUGCGCUCGCCUCCUCCAGCUACAUCGACAUCUACAUCGUCAUUUUCACCGAGAUAUUCGAGCCCUCCUGCUGGCAGUGGAGGAAAAUACAUGGUCAGAUCUAAACGAGCGAGCUGGAUCGACGGUUCAUCCUCCAUGACACCGCAUGAUUCGACACCCUCCACGCCCCUAACUCAACCAUCCACCACAACGGACAUGGCAAGAGCAGCAGCACCCACCAAAUCCAUCAUGAUUCCACCACUCGGUCUACCCAAACCGUUGCAGAACCAAGCAUUAGCGUCUUCGGAUGACAGUUCUUUGAAAUCAGGCUCCCUAUCCAAGCUGCGGGAGGACAGACAGCAGCAAUACCAGACGCCCAAACGAGAGAACUCUUUGGACAGUGGAGCACCUCUAUCAGCAUCAUCCUCUACCACGGACAAUUCAGCUCAUUCAUUCUUUCUCAACAAAACUCGAAAGCAGUCUGAAGAUGCUGCUACUGGCGAGAUGGAGGAUGUGACAUAUGACAACAAUAGCAGUAAAACGAGAUCAUCCGUGCACGAGAGAAAAGCGUCUGUAUCGUCUAUUGUCACUGAUUCAAGCUUGGCCAGCGAGGAAAUGUAUUCUCCAUUGUCUUCUCCUCAUCGCUACAAAGCAGGUAGUCAUACGAGUGUAGGAGGCAGUGGAACAGGCGCAAACAGCAGUGGAGGACACAGAUCAGCGUCGGCAUCUCCCCUAGUGACGCAUACACUGACAAGCAGCUCGACGCCUCACACACCCUAUGUAAGCUCACACAAAGCCAGACGAAGAUCUUCCAUGAGUAUGCUUCGAAAUAUACCCAGCUCAGAGCUUGCCGAUAUCAUCAGUGGGCACUCGCCCAAUCCCAUCUUGGAGACGCCACCUGCAGAGUUGCUGAGCGGCAUGCAGCAUCCACUGAACAUGAUGGAUCGCACCACCACCACUACCUUGCCUGAUGUAUCCACCAGUGCGUCUACAAGCAGUGAAAUCGCCGCCAACUCGUCUACUGUGUCUCCUUCUGUCGAUGGUGUGCCCAUCUACCAGCACUCAUUGCACUCAUUGUUGAGAAAGCAGCUUUCCAGCAAGAGGAGACCUAUGCGAGAUCGUCGAUCCUUGCCGAAUAUUGAUGGUAGACCUCAAGAAGCAGAUAAGGAUGUCGUGGAGAUGAAUUUAGAUGCUGGACCAUUAGCAGACAUGUCUUUGCCCAUGUACGACCAUCACCACACCCCCAACACCAUGGAAGACGAACUAAAGAGCCCCGUAUACCCUGCCAUGUUGCUGAACGAGUCUCAGUCCAGACCUGAUGAGCACCAACAACAAUCACCUGAAGCAGCAGCACCUGCUAUACCCACCUUUGCACCCAAUUCCAUGAGCAGAGCAUCCGCACCUGAUAUGGUCAUCUACAAUCCGAUCAAGGACUACUUUAGUAGUGAACCCAUUACAAGCAUAGCUGCAUCUGCUGCCAUUGACGGCAAGACGGGCGCAUCGCAGCAACAUCGACAGCCCAUGCUGACAUCCUCGUCCUUUUACGGAGCUGACUAUUCAACGUACGGAUCAGAUGAAGAUUACGCCAAAAAGCUGUUUAUGUCUCGAUCAGCCAAAGUCAAGAGAUGGUGUAGUCUUAAAGUAGACGACUUGGAAGACAAGCUUCAUUUGCGUUCGCAUCAUCGUCGUUCAAGCAGCGCUGCCAGCUCCAGUAGUGUCCCUGUGCGUGAAAGACGCUAUUCUACAACCAAUUUGACGCGCGUGCCUCGCGAUGAUUUCAAUAUGCCAACGAUCCUUGUGACAACAGCAGAUGGCUCUCUCGACAACGGCAAUGACGCUGCCAACUACGACAUGGUCAACAACAUUCCUUGGGUGGACUGGCUGGAAGAAUACAAAGUGAUCAAGGCCAGAGAGAUUAGGAGAAGGUCCUCCACGCAAUACGAUAGCAUGUCAGAUGUAGAUUACACGGAAUCGCGCGGUGCCAUCAAGGAGGCCAAGAUGCCGUCGCCCUCCACAUCCACCACCACCACUGGAUCCCAACAAGGCUCUGUUGUCAAUCGUGUCUUGUCCAACUGGUGGCACAAUGUCAAGGUUGGCGCUGAACAUUACUCGAAAUCAAAACGUCAAUCCAAAAGAAAGAGCUCUGACAUCUCCACAGUGGAUGAGAUGAAGCAGCAGCCGCAGCAGCAACCUCAAAAGCAGCAACCACAGCCCUUGUGCUACACCUCCAGGCCUCCUCCUGCUUCCCCGUCCUCGACAAGCUUCCAAAAGCGAAACUCUCAUAAUUUGUCGUUGGAUUUGCAUGAUUUACAGCACCCACUUGAAGGCAAGAUAAAGCCGUUCGUUGUAGAGUCUAGUGCUUCUCCGUCCGGCAGCUUGCAAACCAACAAUGUUGCCAACCGCCGAUGGUCGUCUGCUGCUCAUAUGGAGACAGACAGCAUGUCGCCCAUGUCGCUACACAACGACAAUAGCAGUGUCCAGUCCUCUGUGCCCGAUAGUCCCUCUUCCUCUCCCUUGGCACACAGCAGCAGUAGGAUCAAUGUGCCACGCAAUCCUAUUACGCAAAAGAGCCUUGCUAAACGCGUAGGAUACCGGUUCAAUAACCCUGGCAAUCGCAUGGGCACCUUUGGCCAAUUGAGUCAUAUCUUUGGCAGUACGCCAGAUGGCAAUGAUCACAAUGCCAGUGUGCGCAUCCAACACUCAAUCAAGUCUCGUCUGCAAUUUGCAAAGGAAGCCUGUGAUUUGGAGCUUCGUCAGAUCAUUGACGGACUGAAUGAAUACGUGGAGCGCGGGUUGCAGUAUGUAGAGGAUAUGGACGUGUUAUUGGAAGAAGGUGUUCGUUCUGUAGGCAGUUUAGAUACGGAAGAAGAAGAAGAAGAACAUCAUGUUCCUCACCACCCACCUCAUGUUUUAACAGCUGUUGCCUCUACUGCUACCAAUCCAGUCGACCCCGAAAGCGCUUAUACACGUCAACUACCCAGCGUCGUGGAGAUUGACGAAACACCAUCGCCACCCUCAGGUCACCAAGAACACCAAGAGCAACAUCUGCAUACAUCACAGACACCAAGCACAAACAGUUUGCCUCACAAACGCAGCUUGUCAUCUGCCAUGGAAGAACACCGCAUCUCUGAUCAGCUGUUGCCGACUCCCAAGCAAUUUGUAAGUUCUCCAUCGCCUUCUACAUUGCAUGCGUCCAUGCCUGUUGCAGCAACUGUAGUGCUGCCCUCCUCCACUCACCCUACCGCUGCCAAUGAAGAAGGCAGCAUUGGUAUCAAUACCAACUCCAUGGUAGCAUUCAUCUCUGAAGACUCUUAUUUGCCAACACCUUUUAUUCUGACACUACAAGAUUUGAUAUCCGUAGCACAAAAUGUAAUGGACACGUCGUUGGACGAGAUUAUCGACACCAGCGGUGUCUGUGCAGAAGCUGUAGCGAGAAUUCAAAGCAUUGGUGCUAAAUGGGAUAUUCAUCCGGAAUGGCCUUGUCGUGAAUGGUACGUGCGUCUGCUACUGGGUAUCGCUGCUCUGAACCGUGUGGUGGAAUGGUGGGCUGCUGAACGCGGGUUUUGGUCUAGUGCUUCAGGCACGGUCAACAACAUGGGCAUGUCUUCUGUGCCGCCUAGUGAUACGGAAGGCGAUGAUAUGGAGUCUGUCAGCAAUCUCUCCAAAAUGGAUGAAACAGACGAUGAGGAUGGAAGAAUGUCUUUAGAUGAGAACAGUAGCCAGCCAUCCAGAAAGACAGGCACCACCACCUUUAAUGAUGGUAUGAGUCAAGAUCCACGCCUCUAUGGAGAGGAGCAUGAAGCUAUAGUUGAUGAGCAGUUGGAGAGUCUGCAAUUGCAGGAAGAAGCAGAGCGUAGUCAGAACUCUACCUUUAUCAUUGAACUGAGCCUGGGUACCACUGUGGUACAGUAUGUGAGUCCUGUAUGGUUUGAAGUUGUGGGAUCUGAUCCUCAGUCUGUGAUUGGGCAUAGUAUCACUGAAUUGCUAUCCAUGGAUGAUAACCAAGUAUUCAUUGCUGCCACGCAAGAACUGCUGGCGGAUGAUUCACAUACAGUCGAAGUUCGUUUCCAUGUCAUUGGCAAUGAAGGCAUACAGAUUGAGAUGGAGGGCAAAGGCAUGCUCAUGUACAACCGAAUGACGGGAGAGCCCAGUCAUACCAUGUGGGUCAUGAAACCUGUCAUCAAUCGUCGUUGGUCCAUCAUUGACAUAUCCUUGACACCGAGAAACGAAAAGAAAGCAGCUUGGUUGAGUGAAAGUCCUGCUGAAGAAGGUGCUGAUUAUAUGCGAGAUGUCACUUAUGACCAAGGCCAGAUUAUACAAGACAACAAGCCUAUCACCAUGGAGGAACAUCGAGCCAUGGUGCGCAAUCGAUCCAAAUCCGAACCAGCCAUCCAUACGCCGCCUUUCUUACCAGCCAAUGCGGCAGCUACAGCACAGUCUGAACAGCAAGAGGAACAGCAAGUGUUGGAAGGCAUACCUGUGUCGCUUUCUAGUCUGAUGGCAUUGCCGCCUGUGUUGUGUAGAGUCUGUGAACGAUGGGUAGUUGCUGCCUUUUUCGAGCAGCAUUCCGAGCUAUGUGUCGAGAUUCAUCAGAGCGAAAUGGAUGUCAAUGGAUGCAAUGAUAGUCUACUGGAACUGAAACACAUUAUUCACGAAAGAAUGGAGGCGACAAAGCAAGAAAUCAGCAAUUUGGAGUCCAACACAGCCACCACGCUAGAGGAAGGAAAGAAACCUUUGGAGCGAGAAAUGCUAGAGGAUCACGAUAGCGACAAUGACUCCAUCUUUGGUGAUUGCCUGCCUCUGGACGCAGCCAUUGAACCACUGGAAAUGAAACAAGCAGAGCUUGGCCAAUUCAAAGAUUUGCUGGACAUCAUUGACGUAGCACUCAGUAUCUCUAUGCCUGGCAGCAUUGAAGACGGCAUUGAAAAGGACGACGAGGAAAACGACUCUGAGACUGAGGACGGCGAGCAAUCACCCAGAUCCAAAAACAAGAUGGUGCAAAUUCUGUACUGGAGACCGCCCACGUCAGACGAUCCUAUGAUGACUACGCUGAUCAAGGACACCGAAGACUUGACACGCGGCAAAGUGGAUGCUGUGAACCGCAUGCGUGAUAGACUCCUGUACAACAGUCGUGCUAGAGCAGAGUUCCAAAAGAACACCAACCAGAACCCCAACUGGACCGAGUUUGUCUCUGAGUCUGUGGAUGACAAGAAGUCUGCUGAUGACCAUGCUAGCCCCAUUGAAGAGGCAGCAGCAGCAGAAGAAGAGCCAGAACAGAAGCCAGAACAAGAGCCAGAACAGCAGGAGGAGCAGCCCAAACAGUCUUCACAUGCCAGAAGAAGCUUAAUCAGCAGGAUCAAGUCAUGGCGACAGCGAAGAUCCUCUGGUGUUGUUGGUAAAUUGUCAAGGAGACUCAAAUCCAUCACACCUGAUUCCACAAACACGCCUAUCGUUGAGAUGGAAACCAUUGAUACACCCAUUGGGUCUCCUGGAUUGCGGCCCAAGUUGGUCCCUAGCCUCAAGCAAGACCAAUUAUCCUCUGGAUCAAGAACGCCCAACAGCAACGGUCCAUCAACAUCAGCAUCAGCAGCAGACACACCGUCUAAAUCGCCCAUGUCUCCACUGCACGCACCUGUUGCAUCUCGACCCACGUUUCCCAGCAUCAAGGAUUUCGACAUUAUCAAACCCAUCAGCAAAGGUGCAUUUGGCUCUGUCUUUUUAGCCAAAAAACGAACCACGGGCGAUUACUAUGCUAUCAAGUUUUUAAAGAAAUCUGACAUGAUUGCCAAGAAUCAAGUGACCAACGUCAAAGCAGAGCGCAUGAUUCUCAUGUCACAGACGGAUAGUCCCUUUGUCACAAAACUCUACUACACGUUCCAGUCCAAGGAUUACUUGUACUUGGUAUUGGAGUACUUGAAUGGUGGUGAUUGCUCAGCGUUAAUCAAAGUGAUUGGUAGCUUGCCUGAGGAUUGGACGCGUAAUUAUCUAGCAGAAGUGACAUUGGGUUUAGAGUAUCUUCAAAGCAAGAAUGUCAUUCAUCGUGACUUGAAGCCUGAUAAUUUGCUCAUAGAUCAAAAUGGACAUCUCAAGCUGACAGAUUUUGGACUGUCUCGUAUUGGUUUUUUGGAUCGUCGUGUACGUGAUGAGUUGACCAACGUAGCGUACCAUGACCGUACUCAGCCCAUCUCUCCUGCUCCAUCUCGCUCAGGCACGCCCCCACAGUCCCCAGAAGAUCAGCAGCAGCCCUCCACGCCCAAUGGCGCAUAUCGACACUCGUAUUUUAGUCUUUUAUUUGACCAGCGUCAAGGCGGUAACACGCCCCAAUCGACUUAUUCUGGCACUAUCAACAAUGAAGAUGCUAUUAUCAACCCUGCAUCGCCUGAGCCAAGAAUGAAGCAUGAACAGCCCAACCCUGGCCAUCGCCGACAUGUGUCUGCUGCCUUGUCAGAUACACUGGCUUCUGGUAUUAGUUCAACAAGCAUGGUAAAAUCAGACAAGGGCAGAGAAGAAAGCUCUGCUACUGCUGCUGCCACACCAAGACAGGCUGUGGGUACACCGGAUUAUCUUGCACCAGAAAGUAUCCUAGGUACAGGGCAAGAUUCCAUGGUAGAUUGGUGGGCUUUGGGCGUCAUUUGCUACGAAUUUCUAUAUGGCAUCCCUCCUUUCCAUGCGGAUACACCCGACAAGGUCUUUGAGAAUAUUUUGUCCAGGCGUAUUGAUUGGCAUGAAGACGUGGUUCAGAUUUCACCUGAGGCUCGUGAUUUUAUGGAGAGAUUGAUGACAUUGGAUCCACAGAAGCGACUUGGCUACAAUGGCGCAGAGGAAGUCAAAGCACAUCCCUUCUUCAAGAACAUCAACUGGGACACACUGAUGACUGAAUCACCGUCAUUUAUACCGCAACCCGCUGAUAUGGAAGACACCGACUACUUUGACGCACGUGGUGCUACUAUGCAGAAUGCGCCAGAUGAAGUCAAUGUGAUGGACCAGCAACACCUUGACGAAUCCGCCAAAGCCCAAGUAGAGCGUGCAAAGGCCAUCAUUCGAGAACAGAACCCUGAGAACCUACCGCCCAUGAGUGACAAGAAGAAGAAACGCAAGAGUAAAUCAGAUGGAAAGAAGCCUGCUAUUUCUAGAGAUGCAAAAGAAGAUAAUGCGAAUGACGCAGCAGAAGAAGAAGGCGAUGAUUCAGACACUACGGACUUUGGUACAUUCACUUACAAAAACCUACCUGUGUUGGAAAAGGCCAACGAAGACAUGAUUCGCAAGAUUCGCCAUGACAGCAUCUCUGCCAAUGCCAUGACUGAUCCAGCUACUGGCAAGCUGUUGCAUCGCAAGUUCCCUGCCAUAUCAACCAAAUCCAAGAGCAAUUUAUCGCAUGAAGCAACCUCAGGUCAAUGCACACCCACUGGUAGUAACUACAGUCCAUCCACUGCCUCGUCUACGUGUGGUACGCCCUUGUCCAUGUCGCCCUCCGUUUCCUCUAAACUCUGCAUGGUAUCUCCCCCAUCCAUUGGAGGUGGCGGACGACGACCCGCAGAUUCUACCUUGCCUCAUAUACCAACAAAAAUGUCUGAUAUCUCAUCCGCAUCUUCUUCCAAGGAAGGUACGCCACAAAGAACACGCUCCUUGUCUACGCCAUCCAUCGAUCCUGCCAAAGCAGCCGCUGCCAUUGCCGCUGUCGCUCAUGCUCAUUCAGGUUCACCAUCAUCCUCAGGAGGAGGAGGAGGAGGAGGUUCAUUACAGAAUCAACCACAUCACUCACAUCAUUCACAUCAUCAUCGCCCUGUAGUAGAAGAUGCGGGUAAUAUAGACACAACACAAAAGCCUACUACGAUCAUCUCGCCCUUGAACAAGCCAGAACGUAAAAGCUCCUUACCAGCAGCAGCAGCAUCCGCAUCUCCAGCCGUAUCACGCUCUACUGAUCAUAAAUCAAAGCCUUUAGCAUGUCUUGUAGCAGACGAUAACCCCAUCAGCUGUAAAAUCAUUGAAACCAUUCUACAAAUGUUGCAUUGUCGAUGUGUCAUUGUCAGAAAUGGUGCUCAAGCCAUUCGUUCAGCCAUGAGCGAUGUGCAAUACGAUAUUAUCUUUAUGGAUAUAAGAAUGCCUAUUAUUGACGGUGAAACGGCAGCCAGAAUGAUCAAAUCCACAAAUAACAGUAAUCGUGAAACGCCCAUCAUUGCUGUUACAGCUUAUGAACGCACAGUGCAAUUAGCAGGUGCAUUUGAUGAUAUUUUAAGCAAGCCAGUAACCAAGCAUGUUAUCUUGCAGAGGUUGAAACAGUAUUGCAAGCAUUAUGGUGAUGCACAUGCGUCUACUUUUUCAGAGUCAGUGAAAGCAGCUCCUGUUGUGAUGAGUGGUGAUUCAGCGAGUAUUGCAACACAACAAUAA